Molecule: messenger RNA, 993 nt
Organism: Xenopus tropicalis (tropical clawed frog)
Lineage: Eukaryota; Metazoa; Chordata; Amphibia; Anura; Pipidae
Gene: t2r41
Product: bitter taste receptor 41
Biological process (GO): G protein-coupled receptor signaling pathway; sensory perception of taste
Cellular component (GO): membrane
Molecular function (GO): G protein-coupled receptor activity; bitter taste receptor activity
Source: RefSeq, marked inferred
AUGUGGGAAUCGAUAACAAAACUUGUUGCUCAAAGCAUCUUCUUACUUUUUGGACUGGCAGGAAACAUGUUUAUCCUGGUGAUGAGUUUCACUGACUGGAGGAAGACUCAUAGCUGGAAUCCUUACGCUGUUAUCACAAUCAGUAUUGGGAUCUCUAACAUCCUGCUCCAAACUACUACAUUUCUAAAUGAGUUCUUUGUUCUGCUCUUGACAAAUGUUUCUGUGCAGGAAACAAUGAUUAAGUACUUUAUUGCCACCCAGAUAUCUCUUUUUAUAAACAGCCUGUUAUUUUCCCUCUGCCUCUGCUUUUACUAUUGCGUGAAGAUCCUCCAAAUGAACCAACCGUUCUUCCUGAAGAUGAAGCAAGAGAUUGCUAGAAUAACUCCCUGGUUUCUCUCAGUAUCCAUGCUUGUAUCUUUGGGCAUUGGAAUACCCUCCUAUUGGGACCUUCACUGGACUCUGACCGGAGCUACAAACUCAUCAGCAAGUUGGAUACAAGUAAAUGUGAAGCUCAGUAGAAGAUACCAGUGGGUGUUUAUUCUACAGAUGCUGAUCUCCUCAGGAGCUUUAAUAGUCUUCUUCUGCCUGGCUGUCACAAUUAUCUCCUCCCUUUGCAGACACAUGAGGCGCAUGAAACUCAACAGUGCUGGCUUCAAUAAAUCCAGCUUAGACGUCCAUGUAUCAGCUGCUAAAACACUGACUUUGAUCUUGCUUCUCCAUAUCUACUUCUUUGUGGCAGUAUGUAUCCUCUUCAACUCUCCGCUCACUUGGGGAACCUGGUUUUUUAAUCUCAGUUACAUAAUGGUCGGCAGCUUUCCGUCAUUGGAUUCUUUCAUUCUCAUCACUGGGAACUCACAGCUAUGGAAUUCUCUAAAAAAUAUAUGUCUACUUUGUAGGAUUUGCCAUACAAUUCCUCAGGACAGGCAUACGGUCCUUCAUCUUUGCUCUGGUAUCCAUCCCCCUUUGGAGAGGGUGACAGAAGAACCAGUGUAA